This is a messenger RNA of Homalodisca vitripennis (glassy-winged sharpshooter), 2202 nucleotides long. Its product is annotated as pentatricopeptide repeat-containing protein 1, mitochondrial. NCBI's taxonomy places the organism in Eukaryota, Metazoa, Arthropoda, Insecta, Hemiptera, Cicadellidae. Gene Ontology annotation, molecular function: protein binding; tRNA binding. The record is from RefSeq and is a predicted model, not a curated record. Bases 224 to 2149 code for a protein of 641 amino acids. The transcript is spliced from 12 exons. Gene Ontology annotation, biological process: tRNA 3'-end processing. Gene Ontology annotation, cellular component: mitochondrial matrix.
UUACAAAGUAAUCACAAGACGAGGAACAGCGAGGCAUAAUGGCAAAAGAUAUAACCUGUAUUUGUACAAAUAGAAGCAAAUGUUUUGGUUUGAUUGAGGUUAUGUUGACUGUACAAGUUAGGUUAUAAUAUAAUUUAUCAUUGUUUAUUUCGCAACAGCAAUAAUUUCAUUUUUAACUGUGACUAUCUAGGAAGUCAUCAAGUAGUGAUCAAGUUAUGCAGUGAUGAAUCCAAGUAUGACCUCUCCAGUGCUUCGUAACUGUUUUUGUCUCUUGAGACAUCCACGGCAACAAAGCAUCCAAUUUAGCAGAAGUAGAUUUGACUUAGUGGCGAGUUCACGAAAGAUAUCUUCUGAAGAAAUAAAAAAACCUAGAUUUGAUCAGUCCAACCGCAGAAAAUUACCAGUGAACAAUAGGAGCGUUACACUGAAUAGAAAAGAUUCUCAGAUAAGUUCAGUUCUCUCAUCUGACAAAAAUGAUCCUGACACAUUCGGCACAUUAAGUGAGGAUUGGAAACUAGAACAACAGCUAUGUGCAAUGCCAGAAGAAGAGGGCGAUACUGUGGAAAGAGAGUUUUUAUUCAACAAAGAGGGCAAAACAAGACUGACAAUCAGCCAAUAUGCUAAAAUAAUGAAAGAGUUUAUCAGUCAAAAGAAGAUCAGUCUAGCCAUUGAUGUGUUGGAAACUCGUAUGUUGAAGGAAGACCGAGCUAAACCUGACAACUACAUUUACAAUUUGCUGAUAACUGCUUGUGGCCAGGUUGGCUACACAAAAAAAGCAUUUCAUCUGUAUAACAUCAUGAAGAAAAGAGGGCUGAAAGUGACAGGCCACACAUAUACAGGAUUGUUUAACGCUUGUGCCAACAGUCCUUUUCCGGAAGAAAGCAUCAAGCAAGCCCUUCAUUUACGUGGUAUCAUGAUUGAAAAAGCAGUAUUGAUGAACCAAAUCAUAUACCACGCUAUGAUUAAAGCAUUUGGAAGAUGUGGAGAUCUGGAGACUGCUUUCAUGUUAGUGGAUGAAAUGUUGGAGAAGAAGAUCACAGUGACAGACGAGACUUUCAACUUCUUACUACAAGCUUGUAUCAGUGACAAGGCUGCUGGUUUCAGGCAUGCUCUACUGGUUUGGUGGAAGAUGAUGCAAAAAGGGGUGAAGCCGAAGUUGUUCUCGUUCAACUUGCUGCUGCGCUGCAGUCGAGACUGUGGCCUGGGGGAUGAGAAGAGCACUCAACAAGUGAUACAAGUCAUCCUGUGUUCUGGACAGGAAAAUAUUAAAGUACCUCUCUUAAACUCCAAAACACAAGAAUCUAUUAAUGACCGAAAACAGCUAACUGUGACGAAUUCUACAGAAAGUGUACCGAACUUGAUCUCUCAACGACCGACCAUGGGCAGUGUGAUUGCUGUGACAAACAUCACUAAACCUGAACAUAGACUAAUGUUGAUGGGCGGCUGUAAAGGAGUACUGGAACAGAUGGCCAGGUUCAAGGUCAAGCCAGAUGUCAAAACCUUUACUCAGAUACUGGACCAACUUCCCUCCACCCUCCAAGCCGAGCAGGAACUCCUAACAGCUAUGAGUGAAACUGGAGUUUCUGUUGAUGUGGACUUCUGUAAUAUGUUGAUAAGAAAGAGGUGUCUCCGCGGUGACUAUGAGAAUGCCAAGAGUGUGCUGAAGAUGAUCAAUGAUAGAAAUCUGAGGCCAGACAUGAUGACGUUUGGAGUUCUAGCAAUGACUUGUCAGACCCAAACAUUAGCUCUGCAGCUGUUAGAAGAUAUCAACAACCUUGGCCUAAGGCCGAAUGUUGAGAUACUUGGAACAUUAUUGAAGAAUGCGUGCUAUCUCAGAGACUGUGCCUUUGUGAUGGAGGUAAUGAAAGCCUUAGAGAAUGAAGACUUGAAACCAAAUGAACAAUUUUUAAAACACCUUGAAAACUUCUUCAGAUUUGCUUCAAAAGUAAUGAGUAAUCAGAUAACUGAUGAUUCAGGAAAACUGAACCAAAAUGACUUCUUCAAGUUCCGGGAGUACUACAAGAGUUGGCGACAAAAGACAUUCAUGGAGACUCCACCCCACCCUUGGGACCAGUUCCAAGAAGUGAAGCCAGAACCUGAAGACACAGAACUCUUGAGCCUAGGGAAAGUUAAAUAUAAAAAAUGGUGAUAAGUGUGUUAUAUUGUACAUUGUACUGUAAAAUAAAUUAGAAGUUCCAUUAA